AUGGUGCACAGCUGCCAAGUCUGCCAAGAGCAUCAGCGCGCCUCACGUCAUCUGGAGAUCACCCCCUUGCCGUUCCCAGAGAGACCCUGGUCCCGCUUGCAUGUGGAUUUUGGGGAACGCCUUCAAGGGCCACUGCUUCCUGAUAGUGGUGGACGCCUUUUCGAAGUGGAUGGAGGUUCUGCCUGUCACCACUCUUUCAGCAGCCGCGACUAUUGCGGUGCUGAGAGAGGUCUUCACUGCCCAGGGUUGCCGGAAGUCAUCGUGUCCGACAAUGGCCCCGCUUUCUCCAUCACACAGCAUCUGGCCUGGCUGACGGAGAACGGAAUCCACCGGAUGAUGGUUCCGCCGUACCACCCUGCUUCAAACGCCGAGCGGGUGGUGCAAACAAUCAAGGACAAGCUCAAGCAGACUGAGGCUGCAGAUUUCCGGACAGAGGUACUGCUUCAGUACCGGACCACGCCCCACGACGUCACUGGCCGUGCCCCCUGGGAGCUCCUGUUGGGCCGGAUGGUCAAGACACCCUUGGAUGUCUUGCAACCGGACCUCCGGUCUACAGCGCUCCUGAAAGAGCUGAAGCAGAAGCUGGCUGCUGACUGA
Dermacentor silvarum is the source of this 597-nucleotide messenger RNA. RefSeq lists its product as uncharacterized. Bases 1 to 597 code for a protein of 198 amino acids. NCBI's taxonomy places the organism in Eukaryota, Metazoa, Arthropoda, Arachnida, Ixodida, Ixodidae. Gene Ontology annotation, biological process: DNA integration. The transcript is spliced from 2 exons. The record is from RefSeq and is a predicted model, not a curated record. Gene Ontology annotation, molecular function: nucleic acid binding.